AGUUGGUGGAGGCUGUAGUCAUGUUACUUGUUCUUAGAGAAAUAUCCCAAUCAAAAGGUUCUUAAUUUUCAGUUGUAGUAAAAUAUAGGUGCUAUUGAUUCGUUAUGACCGCAAAUUAUGAAUACAUGCCACUAGCAAAGCAGGAUCCCGAUGUUGAAUAUCCAUUGACAGUUAAAUAUUGUGGUGAAUGCACUAUGCCUUUGGAGUAUUGUGAAUUUUCACUGUUUCCUGAUAAAUGCCGAGCGUGGUUAGAAAAAAAUCUACCUGAAGAAUUUGAGCAGCUUACCACUGAUGGAGCUGAAUCUAAUCAGACAGAAGCAGUACAUAAAGGCCGUCAAGUAAGGGGCGGUAAAGGAACGAUCAAGAAACCGGCGAAACAAAAAAUAAUAGUUUCUAAAACUUCAAGAGGCAAGAAAAAGUACACAACCAGCGUCAGUGGAUUAUCCACAUUUGGAAUCGAUCUGAAAGUGGCUGCCAAAUUAUUUGGUCGUAAAUUUGCAACUGGUAGCUCAGUUACAGGAAAUGACGACGAAAUUGUAGUUCAAGGUGAUGUGAAGGAGGAACUGAUUGAAACGUUAAUCGAAAAAUGGCCAGAAUUAACUGUGUAACAUGAAGUGGGAUAUGUGGUUUAUUUACUUAGGCGGCUUAUUUUCAACUCGUGGGUCCUUGUUCAAAGGCUGUCCUGCCUGAAGACUUUCUAACAACCAGUAUCACUUGAACUCACACGAAAUGUGACCAAUAGCCUAGUAUGCAGAACUACAUAUGGUUGCUGGGUUGCACUAAUCUCAUCAUAUUAUCAUAAAAUUGAUGAAAACUUAAUCGAAGAUCAUGGAGAGGUGAAGAGAUAAAUCUCGUCCAAAAUUACAUUUCUGUGUACAGCAUUGUAAUUAGUUCUCUUGUUUUGGGAAUAUAACUUUUU
Molecule: messenger RNA, 919 nt
Organism: Heterobilharzia americana
Lineage: Eukaryota; Metazoa; Platyhelminthes; Trematoda; Strigeidida; Schistosomatidae
Source: the annotation of a GenBank genome assembly